Messenger RNA from Epinephelus moara (kelp grouper), 2338 nucleotides. It is a transcript of the gene tpm4a, whose product is annotated as tropomyosin 4a. Gene Ontology annotation, molecular function: actin filament binding. The record is from RefSeq and is a predicted model, not a curated record. Bases 420 to 1166 code for a protein of 248 amino acids. NCBI's taxonomy places the organism in Eukaryota, Metazoa, Chordata, Actinopteri, Perciformes, Serranidae. Gene Ontology annotation, biological process: muscle contraction; actin filament organization. The transcript is spliced from 8 exons. Gene Ontology annotation, cellular component: actin filament.
CGCCACAGUCUGGCGCUCUCCGCUAUCCUCGCUGCGCAGCUUUUCUAAUCCUCCUCCUCCUCAAACUCUGAAGUGUUCGGACCAAAAGCUGCAACAUUCCCGGGGACAACUUUCUACACUGCUCAUGAACGUCUCAUUCCUACAGACCAGAGGAAACAUUUGGAGAACACCUGGAUUACCUUACUUCCUGGUUAUAUAACUUUUCUUGCACUUGAACGACUCUUUACAUUCCAAAGACUUUGGACCUACAUCGAUUUUUUGAAUCACCGAUCAAAGUCAUUUUUCUUCUUAUUUUAUUAUCCUAAAUAGACCAAAACAAGCAGCAGGCUGUAGCCUACUUUUUUUUGCACAACCCAGAAAUAGUCUUAACUGCGUUUUUUCCUCUACUAGUGUUAAAUUAAGUCAGAAAUCAGUCAGCAAUGGCAGGUUUGACCUCUGUGGAUGCUGUGAAGAGGAAGAUUCAGUGUUUGCAGCAGCAGGCCGACGAGGCAGAGGACCGGGCUCAGACCCUACAGAGAGAGUUGGACUGUGAACGGGAGCUCCGAGAGAAAGCGGAGGGUGAUGUAGCAGCUCUAAACCGUAGGAUCCAGCUGGUGGAGGAGGAGUUGGACCGAGCCCAGGAGAGGCUGGCCACGGCACUGCAGAAACUGGAGGAGGCUGAGAAGGCCGCAGAUGAGAGCGAGAGAGGGAUGAAGGUGAUUGAGAACCGAGCGAUGAAGGACGAGGAGAAGAUGGAGAUGCAGGAGAUCCAGCUGAAGGAGGCUAAACACAUCGCUGAGGAGGCCGACCGUAAAUACGAGGAGGUGGCCCGUAAGCUGGUGAUCCUGGAGGGAGACCUGGAGAGAACUGAAGAGAGGGCCGAACUCUCAGAACUUAAAGCAUGCGACCUGGAGGAGGAGUUGAAAAAUGUGACCAACAACCUGAAGUCCUUAGAAGCCCAGUCUGAGAAGUACUCAGAAAAAGAGGACAAGUACGAGGAGGAGAUCAAAGUUCUCACUGACAAACUGAAGGAGGCUGAAACCCGUGCAGAGUUUGCAGAGAGAACAGUGGCCAAACUGGAAAAGUCCAUUGAUGACCUGGAAGAGAAAUUAGCGAACGCCAAAGAGGAGAACCAGGGCAUGCAUCAAGUCCUGGACCAGACCCUGCAGGAACUGAGCUGCUUAUAAACACACAGAGAGGAAGCUGGAGAGGAUGAGAUCGUCAUGUAACAUUCCUUUAAUGUUCGACUCCAUUCCACAUUUCGAGCAGUAAAAUCUUCCCCGUGUGAAGGGGGAUUAACUUAAUGCUUGUCCCUUGAUGUUUUUUUUUUUUCUAAGGCACAACUUUUUUUUUUUUUUUCCCUAAUGGGAAGUCAUUUUGACCCCUUUUUUUUUAUCUCCAGCUGUGAUUGCAGAAAUUCUCCCAGAAAUGAUUUUUGACCACUUAUUUAGAAAAGAACUGGCAACUAACUCUCAAAGAAACCUCAGAUUUGGUCACUGAACCACUUAAACUGGCUUAAUUCUACAUUUAUGCACACAUACAUGAAGCCUCUGUCUGGUCAUUUUAAUACAUGUGCUACAGAUGGUGUUGGGUGCUCAGUAUGGCUCUGAAGCGCCACCCAGUGGUGAUAUAAAGUUAGGCAUGUCUUAACCACACAUUGACCUUAUGGAAAGGUUUUAUUGAUAACUAAACAGGUCAAGGCACAUGCUGCUCAGUCACUGAAUCAUAAAGUAACACCUCUUUUGCCAAUCCCUGAUUACCUUGAGGCCUACAUGAUGAAGAUGCAGAGUAUCUUUUUUCUACUCUAUUGUUAGUGUAGGAAUCUGCAGAACCUGAGAGCUGUGCGUGUACAGUUUCUAUCAGCGACGUGCAUUUCUAAGCCGUACAACCUUUCCCUAAGCUCGGCCUGCAUCAUCAACACAUCCCGCACCAUCGCCAACAGUUCGCCAUAAUGUAGUCAAUAUUUACUAGAUUUACAAUAUGUUGUAUUACAUGAGCGAGCUAAACACCAAACCACUGGAAGCUCAAGUCAAGUUUUGUCAACCAUGGAUACUUAUUGUAUAUAGCAGAAUAAUGUUAGGUAUUUGAGAAAUUGUAUUGCUUUGAUUUGUUUUGUUUUUUCAUUUACACCACUUUUAUUUUUUUUGCCAGGGGAACUCUCAAGACCAAAGAACACACAUUACACAGACAGUAAAUUCUUCAAAUGUUUUUAUUUUUGUUUGUGAUGGUCAUCAUGGUUUCAUCUCAUGCCAGGGCCAUGAAUAGAGCCUCACACACUUGACCGAGACCAUUUUAAAAUAUAUUUCAUUCACCAACCCCCCUCUAUGUCAACCUAAUAAAUGUUUUACAGAAACCAUGA